Messenger RNA from Trachymyrmex septentrionalis, 3547 nucleotides. RefSeq names its product cytohesin-1 (gene step). The record is from RefSeq and is a predicted model, not a curated record. The coding region runs from base 825 to 2147 and encodes 440 amino acids. Gene Ontology annotation, biological process: regulation of ARF protein signal transduction. Gene Ontology annotation, molecular function: guanyl-nucleotide exchange factor activity. Lineage: Eukaryota; Metazoa; Arthropoda; Insecta; Hymenoptera; Formicidae. The transcript has 6 exons.
UAUCGUCAUUGACGUGUUUGUCAAACUGUUCCGCACGAAUUUGAUCAAAUCUCGAAUAAUCUGCCAGAUCUGCCGCGUGGAUUCGUUGGAAAUGCAUUAAUACACAAAUAAGAGAAAUAUUUGUACGGGACAGUUAAUCGCGCGACCGCAGCGAGGCGCCAGUGUGCCUGAUUCGCACGGUGCCCGCCAGAUUCCAGAAGCAGAACCGUCCAACACCGUCAGAACACUCAGAACUCGGAACCCACCGCAGUGGCUGGCGGCUGCCACUCGAGACUCGAGAGCAGUGCCGAGACUGCCGAGAGUGCCAGUACAGCCAGCCAGUCGAUCGUGUCGAUUCGAGUCAUACACGCGAUUUGUUGAUUGUGCGGAUCCGCCGCUUUCGCGCUUGAAAUUUGAAUGUGAUCUCGACGAUAGUCAAAAGUGUAUGCGUGUACGCGUAAGGAAUUUCACUUUCUCACGGUGCUUUGGACGAGAAUCGAAAGAGACGGGAUGUAAUUAUAGACGAAGAGAUUAAAGGUACGAAAGGUGCGCGCGUGUAGCGUCGUCGUCGUCUUCGUUGCGUCGUGCUCAGGUCGUUGCACUUCCGACCGCGUGCUCUACGUGCUCUACGUGCUCUACGUGCUGUAUGUGCUCCGCGACCUUUGCACCUCGUCUAUUUCUCGGCGCGAACGCGAGCGAUGUCCGAUCGUAACGGGGAGUAUGGUGAAGAAGGCGGGAUUGGCGGGAAGCCUUCACGAAGCGAAUAUCGUCUUUUCGCCGGGAAGACGGAAAGGAGCAAGUAAAGGCGCGGCAACUCGCGACUGUGGGUGACCGGGUGACCGAGAAUGAUCUUCACCGGCAGAUCGGUAGACGGUCUCGACGAGGUACGAGGCGGCAGUGGUGCGAGUGGUAUUCAGCAGGACGGUGCCGGUGGACGCAGAGACGUGAGCGCCGUCGCUAUCGCUGCCGGAUGGUUCUCCAGUUUGCGGAGACCCGGCAAGAGGAAGAAGAGUUAUCAGAAGCAAGCUAAGAGUGCCUGGGACCUCACCGUAUUAUCCACCACGCAAUUAAAAGAUGAAUUGGGCGAAGUUGUGGCAGAAAUGGAGGCGAUGGAGGGCGGCGGACUUACGGCCGACGAGACUAAACCGUCCAACAAAACUAAGCAGACGUCGAUCGGUCGGAAAAAGUUCAAUAUGGAUCCUAAGAAGGGUAUCGAGUACCUGAUAGAGCACAACCUCUUAACACCGACGCCCGAGGACGUUGCUCAGUUUCUCUACAAGGGCGAGGGCCUUAAUAAAACUGCGAUCGGUGACUAUCUCGGUGAACGACAUGACUUCAAUGAACGCGUGCUGCGAGCCUUCGUCGAGUUGCACGACUUUACCGAUCUCAUAUUGGUACAAGCCCUACGUCAAUUUCUCUGGUCGUUCCGACUGCCCGGCGAAGCACAAAAAAUCGAUCGCAUGAUGGAGUGUUUCGCUCAAAGGUACUGCCAGCUAAACCCAAAUAUCUUCACCAAUACGGAUACUUGCUACGUGCUGAGCUUCGCCAUCAUCAUGUUGAAUACUUCAUUGCACAAUCCGAGCGUUAAAGAUAAGCCCAGCGUAGAUCAAUUUAUUUCGAUGAAUCGAGGAAUUAACAAUGGUGGUGAUCUGCCGCGGGAACUGCUUGUGAGUUUAUACGAGAGUAUAAAAACCGAGCCUUUCAAAAUACCAGAAGACGAUGGCAACGACUUGAUGCACACCUUCUUCAAUCCUGAUAAAGAAGGCUGGUUGUGGAAACAAGGCGGACGUUACAAGAGUUGGAAGAGGCGAUGGUUCAUAUUGAACGAUAAUUGUUUAUACUAUUUCGAGUAUACAACAGACAAGGAACCACGCGGUAUCAUUCCGCUAGAGAAUAUUCAAGUUCGAGAGAUUCAAGACCGGCAUAAACCUCACUGUUUCGAAUUGUAUGCUGCUGGUUCCGAGUUUAUAAAAGCAUGCAAGACUGAUAGCGAAGGAAAAGUCGUCGAAGGGAAACAUACGGUGUACCGAAUGUCUGCAGCUACCGAUGAAGAAAAGGAUGAAUGGAUCAAAUGCGUGCGACAAAGUAUAUCGCACAAUCCUUUCUACGAUAUGCUGGCAGCACGAAAGAAGAAGGCACAAAAAACAAAUGUACACUCAAAAAGUUAAAUGCUGCCACGAGCCGAGUUUCGAGAGAAAUUCGGCGGAUGAGAAGACUGUUUAUUCGCGAUCCACGUAUGGUAUCGUUGAAUAUAACCAAAUUAUUGAUAACGAAAAUUCAUCGAGAAAGAAAAUGCCGAAAGUGUUAUGGAUUAUGCUAGACAGUAGUUAUCAGGCAAUGGUGCCGUGAUUAUUAAACGCUCUGUGUCUGUACAUAUAGAACGAAUUCUAAUGCCAUAUAGCAUUACUGUGGCAUCGUAAAUCGAAUACGAAAUAUAGAAUCGGCGUAGUGUAAGAUGGAUACUUAGACGAACAUUAUAUUAAUGAUUACAGUAUGAUUACGUCGUCACAACAUGAUGCGAUGCCUGAUUGACAUCAGUGUAAAAAGAAUCUUGCGCUAGAGAGGCUUAUUUCCAUUAAUUUAAUGGAUAAAUUGCCUCUAUAUUCUUUCUGUAAAAGAGAAUGAUGCAGAUAUGAUUUUGCAUACAUUAGAAAUUGAAAUUUUGACUGUAAAUUGGGUAAAUGAUAACUAUAUCGUAUUGACAUCAAAGUAAUAUGUGAGCAAGGAAAUAUCGGCUUAUUUCACUUUUCGUAUAUUGCUAAAAAGAAGUCAAUAAUCUUCAAAAUUGUCCUGAUAAAAGCACAAAAUAGACGUUUUCAAUAUCCUUAUAAUGUCACAUCUGGCAAUAUAUUAUGUAAAAAUAACUUGUGUAGGAAGCUAUAGCGGAGAAAACGGAACAUUCUUAUUUUCCGGCAGCUUUGAGACACCAUUGACGCUCUACGUUAUUUCAGGAAGGUAAUAUUUAAGGUAUUUUGUAUAAAAUAUAAGUUCUAUCAUCCUGUAUCGUGCAAAUAAAAGAUAAGCCGUGAUUUCCAAUUAUAUAUAAAAAAAGGCAUAAAGCCGAGGAUAACUUCAUGUGAUAAUUAUUCGUAUGUAUUUAUUUAAACAAAUAUGUACAAAAUAAAACUAAAUGAUAUGUUUUCUGAGCAUGAGACAACAUUAUUUUGGAUUAGUCAUGCUUGUACAAUUUAUAUAUAUAUUGUAUAUAUAGAGCAUGAUUAACCUGCGACUUAUAACAAUGUUCGUUUAAUUAAAGGUUAUACUGUAUAAGUACAUAUAGUCUAAAAACGGACACAGACGCACAUAAACUGCGUACAUUUUUGCAUAAAAAAUUCAGUGUAGUGAUUAAUACACAUAGGAUACGGUCAAAAUCUCACUAUAAGUGCUUAGAAAUAUUUGAUUGACCAAUUACAGGAAAGAAUUUUACGAAUUGACUAAUCAAAGAAUUCAAAACAUUUGUGGCAUUACGUUGACCGUAUUCAUAGUAAACGUCUUGGUGAGAUCUGGUGGGAACCUGCAACUCCAUUAGUCUUUACUGCUCUCCUUCCCCCUCCCACUCUCCCCCUCC